AUGGACCUGCUACUUGCAGAAGAUUCUACAGAAGGCGAAAUCAUCAGUGAAGUGGAAAAUGAGAUUCGCGAUGCACCGCUCUUAUCCGCGAGUGUCAUACGAGGAGAAGACCGCUCCGUUCUACCACAGUAUGGUUUCCUGGGUUCUCACGAAAAAGAGAAGGUCUUUCUCAAUACCAACGUGCCGUUUUCGGCUUUCAUAUGCGGGGUCCAGGGCAGUGGAAAGAGCCAUACCGCGUCUUGCAUUCUCGAGAAUGCGCUCAUACCCUCUUCGCAACUUGGGCGUCUCAAGAAGCCGCUUUCUGCGCUGGUAUUCAGCUACAGCCAGUUUGGAGGUGAUGGCUCGGGUUUCAGUAUCAGUGAGGCAGCUUUCUUGGGAACGCCACAUCCGAAGUUCCCCAAUCACCCUCAUGUGAAGAAAGUCCACGUUUGGGUGGCACCAUCCAACUAUGUCAAAAUCUCUAGAUUGUACCUUCUGAUUCCUAACGUGGUUGUCUCGCAGUUCAAGCUAAAACCUCGGAAUCUGGACAUCGAUACGAUGCUCACGUUGAUGAAUGUCGCUGAGUCAAACGAUACGCCUCUGUAUAUGGCCGCCGUGACACAGAUUCUUCGACAGAUGGCAACCGAUGGGGGAGCGUUCAACUACACCGAUUUCAAAGCCAGGUUGAAAAAAUGCCGUUUCAACCCAGCACAGGUCAACAUGUUGCAGAUGCGCUUGGAUCUGCUGGAAUCAUUCUUAGAUAUGAAUAACAGCUGCCCCGAUCUGGUUUUCGAGGAGGGAGAAGUAGCUGUUAUGGACAUGAGCUGUCCAUUUGUAGAUGCAAACACGGCGUGCAUUCUUUUCCGGAUCGGACUGCAGAGUUAUCUCCGAUCAGGAACGGCCGGCAAGAUUGUUGUGCUUGACGAGGCUCAUAAGACACUCCUCACUACCAUUCGCUUGCAGCGUCACUACGGUGUCCGCGUUGUAAUUUCCACACAAGAGCCUACGUUGUUAACAGAUCUCAUCGCCCUAUGCUCCAUCACGAUAAUCCACCGAUUUAGUAGCCCAGAAUGGUUCGCCGCUAUCAAACGUCACAUACCUAUGCGACAAGAAGAACACCACUCAACCAUGGAAGCCAUUGAAUGCCUCAAAACUGGCACUGCGCUUGUGUAUUCGCCGAACGCGGUGUUGGGCAUGUACGAAAAUGGAGGGCUGGAAAAGGGCACAGGUAAGCUGAUACCACUUACUGUGAGGAAGAGGGUGACGAGUGAUGGAGGUCUUAGCGUGCUUGCUGUUUAGACAUGCGAUGAUUUCUCUUGCUUCGUUGGUCUUUUGCCGCGUUUUGAGCUGUUCAAUAGUAUAAUCUGCAAUCAUCCGCUGUAGCACGUCGUCGAUAAAACCAUAACCAACCCCUUGUUGUCGUCAUUUAAAUGUAGCGUUCUUUGUUUUUCGCUUCGCCACUGUCCCCAGUAGGACCAGACGAAAUCACAGCUUUCGUCGCUCGGUAUGACCUACAAAGCAUCGUUAGUUGACCUACGGCGUUGAAGCCUUCGUGACUGCGGGCUCCUC
Molecule: messenger RNA, 1548 nt
Organism: Dothidotthia symphoricarpi CBS 119687
Lineage: Eukaryota; Fungi; Ascomycota; Dothideomycetes; Pleosporales; Dothidotthiaceae
Exons: 2
Coding region: 1-1278 (425 amino acids)
Source: RefSeq, a predicted model, not a curated record